AUGGAGAUAGUUCUGGUUGCGGGUGGUAAAGGUGGAGUCGGUAAAUCUACGGUUGCUUACAUGUUUGCCCAAUCACUAUCUCGAAACCAAAAAGUUCUUUUGUUAGAUUUUGAUAUUUGUGGACCGAGUGUUGGUGUUUUGACUGGUAUUCAAACGGAAAGAGUCUUUCCCGGAGUGCAAGGACUGACUCCCCUGCAUAAGAGUGACAAUCUACACUUUCUCAGCAUAUCAGCAAUGAUUUCUGAAUCGGCCGCCGUGAUUUGGCGUGCGCCGAAAAAAGCAGCCUUAUUAAAGCUAUUCCUAGCUAGUAUUGACCCACAGAUUUAUCAGUAUGUGGUUAUAGAUAUGCCGCCUGGAAUUACAGAUGAACAUUUAUUUGCAGUCACUAAUCUUCCUACAGCUCGAGCUCUGAUUGUAACGACUUCGCAAAAUCUAGCUCUAGAAGAAGCCUUAUCAACCAUCACCUUUUUUCAAAGCCAUCAAAUUGCGAUCUUAGGAGUUAUUGAAAAUAUGCGAACUAUCUGCUGUACUAAUUGCGGGACUCGCAAUGCGAUCUUUUCUACUGAAGGCGGCCAACUCUUAGCUGAAGAAGCCGGUGUGCCCUACCUCGGUCAUAUUGAGUUCUUGCCAGCCCAUCCAGAACAAACUAUUCCAACUGUCAUUGCUCAACUAACCGACCAAAUAGAACACAACCCAACCACAGCCCAAGAUAUAUCUUAA
Nematocida homosporus is the source of this 720-nucleotide messenger RNA. RefSeq lists its product as uncharacterized. NCBI's taxonomy places the organism in Eukaryota, Fungi, Microsporidia. Gene Ontology annotation, molecular function: iron-sulfur cluster binding; ATP-dependent FeS chaperone activity; ATP binding. The record is from RefSeq and is a predicted model, not a curated record. The transcript has a single exon. Gene Ontology annotation, cellular component: cytosol. Bases 1 to 720 code for a protein of 239 amino acids. Gene Ontology annotation, biological process: iron-sulfur cluster assembly.